AUGGCAGCAAAUACCGAUACAUCGCUACCUGACGAAAUACAAUGGAACUCCAUGGAACAUGUCAUGCAGUUCGGGGGCAUUCAUGACAACACCAUCCUCUACUAUUUCGCCGCCUCGCCCUUCUUCGAUCCCACAUCCAACAAUGCCGUCGUCUUCAGCCAGGCUGUGCGCAAUCAGUCGCAGCUGCACAUCAUAGCGACCAGGCAAGCCUUUGAGGCCCGCCUUCGUGAAAUGUCGGGUCUUGAAUACAUUGUUGCCCAGGAACCUGCCGAGACGGGGCCAGGCAUGGGUACUGGCGUCUGGGUCAUCCGCAAGCAGACGCGGAGGAAGGUCAAGGACUCUAACGGAUUCCCGGCACCAGACGAGAUAGAGGUUCACUCCGACUAUUUUGUUGUCGGUGAGAAUAUUUACAUGGCCCCCAGCCUGGCUAAUAUCCUCAGUUCUCGCAUUCUUACAAACGGACUUCUGCAGGCCUCUAUUGCAUCAUCCAUUACCAAGACAUUCCCUAUUGCCGAUUCAAUAAAAAAGUGGUCACCAGCCCUGGGUCACGGUUACAAAACCCCAACGACAAAUCCUCGGCCACGGGGGACCGGUCUCGAAUCUAAGGAGGCCACACCGAUGCCAGAGAGCCAGACCACUAGUGGGCUGGCCGCUUCGAAGAGCGUAGACAGUUCGGCACCAGACGAGAGGCUGGCUGAGGAGUCGUUUGCGAUUCACACCCAUUACGGGACUGAAUACAUGGACGAGAACCCCAUCACGGGGAAGCCGGGUGAUUUCCAUUUCUCAUCAACAGGUCGGAAGGAAAGGCUCGGUAUACCUGGCCAGCAGCAAGGGAAAGCCAUUGGGAAUGGGCCCGGUACCCCUCUACCUAUGCUGAAGACACUGCCAGACAACAGUCCCCUCAGUAAAGACGCCAAGAGCGAUAAGACGGGCAAAACGGGUGGUCCGCCCAAGCCCAAACGUCGUAAAAGCAAAGGAGGACCCAAUACACCGUCGUAA
Pyricularia pennisetigena is the source of this 999-nucleotide messenger RNA. RefSeq lists its product as uncharacterized. Lineage: Eukaryota; Fungi; Ascomycota; Sordariomycetes; Magnaporthales; Pyriculariaceae. The coding region runs from base 1 to 999 and encodes 332 amino acids. The transcript is spliced from 2 exons. Gene Ontology annotation, molecular function: transcription coactivator activity. Gene Ontology annotation, cellular component: core mediator complex; mediator complex. The record is from RefSeq and is a predicted model, not a curated record. Gene Ontology annotation, biological process: regulation of transcription by RNA polymerase II.